AAACAGUAUGGCCGCCAUUCUAACUGUGUCUGUGUCCCCUCGUGUACCCCGUGACAUCAUUUGACUUGUAAUUGUGUUCUGCUUUUAGGAUUUUCAUUAUAAGAAAGCGUAGUGUCGUUACCUAGUGGUUUGAGAAUAUUAAUUUUUGUUUCGGUUUGAAGUAAAAGAAUUCGUGUCGGUAAUACGCAUUUUAACCUCGACGCAAACUUUUGAGACAUAACCUCAAAUUGGGACGCAGCAGUACGCAACGCUGGUGGUUAAAGAUAGGGGCGGUUCCAAGGCUGCGUCACGAGAUCUGUGGUCACAGGCUCGCUCCAUCCAACAGGAUUGGGAUUUUCAAGACUUAAAAGCAUUUUUCUAGCACGGCAGUAUUGGACAGUGCGAUUGAAGAGUCGCGCAUUGAUACUGAAGUGGUCGUAGUUCGAGUUAAACUGUAGCCAAGUUCCCCGAGACAACGCGGUCGAAAUCUGUUAUCUGGCGCUUGGUGAUAAGGACCGAGAUUAGAGGCAACGUUGACGAUAAACGGUUUAUCAGUCGAGGAAAACACCCGUCGAUUCGGAACACCGGUUAUCAACGUGUCCUCACCGAAGCUCCGCAAAGGCUCCAACGGGAGGAUUUUUACUGCCAGGAUGAGUGCAGAAAGUAUUAAGUCACUUCUGAAGAGCGCAGACGCUGUUUGCUUCGAUGUUGAUUCAACUGUGAUCCAAGAGGAAGCCAUAGAUGAAUUGGCCAAACACUGCGGGAAGUUUGAAGAAGUGACCCAACUAACCUCUCAGGCAAUGGGUGGAGCUAUGGACUUUCGGACUUCCUUGAGUAAAAGACUGGGCAUUAUCAAUCCAAGUUCUUCGACCAUCCAAAACUUUUUAAGCAGUCGUCCGCCAAAAUAUUCUCAGGGAAUCAAAGAUCUAAUUGAGCGAUUGCAUAAGCAAGGGACCAGGGUUUAUCUAGUCACUGGUGGCUUUAGAGUAAUUGUGGAGCCUAUAGCCAAAGGCCUCAACAUACCUAUCGAGAACAUUUACGCGAACGAAAUUCUCUUCGACGAAGAAGGUAACUACAAAGGAUUCGAUCACAACUGCCCGACGUCUAAAAACGGCGGCAAAGCGGAGGUCGUUGGUCUUUUGAAACAAAAACAUAACUACAAGACGGUCAUUAUGAUCGGGGACGGGAGCACAGACUUGGAGGCGGCACCCCCCGCGGAUGCUUUCAUAGGUUAUGGUGGGGUUGCAUUACGAGAGACUGUAAGGUCCAAAGCAAAAUAUUACGUCACAGAUUUUCAAGACCUCAUCAAACAUUUGGACUGACACAGCAGUCCCAGCUGCAGGCAAUAGUGAUUUCAACCACUUAUUUAGGAAAAAAAAGAUUCCUCGCCACAGUUAUUUCUCAAACAAAAUUUUUAGGGUUGAUGGAAUCCAUAGUUCCCAAUGAAGUGGCAAGUUACUACUUUUUAAGAAAUGCGAUUUAUUCCUCCUGGUAAGACCUAUUUAAAAAUGUGUUUAUGGAAGGAGGAGGAUUUUCUGGAAUCAUACAUUGUAUCAUAAAAUACCAGUGAAAACCCUGCGAUAUUAUUUUUCGCAGACUUUAUAUUUCUAACGCACAACUAAAUUUUAAGUUUUGUAAAAUGAUGGAAACCGACCCGGUUGCACUUUCAAAAACAAAUCUUGUAUCGAAGAUUAAGAUGAUAUUUUUUUCUAAAUUGAGUUCUUUCAGAGCUAUCAAAAUUGUAUGGGCUGGAGAAAAGUAAUUUGUAUAAUUUUUCCACUGUAUCAGGGAUUAGGGGCCAAAUUACAGCUGCGAUUUCCUCGGUAUACUUAUAUAUCUUUCAAACCCACCAGCUUCAUCAUUGAUUCAAUUUCCACAACUUGUUUAAUGAAAAUGCCUAUAUUUAAAACACAUUUGUUCUACAAUAAAAUCCAUCGAUUUUCCACAUUCA
Bemisia tabaci is the source of this 1930-nucleotide messenger RNA. Lineage: Eukaryota; Metazoa; Arthropoda; Insecta; Hemiptera; Aleyrodidae. The record is from RefSeq and is a predicted model, not a curated record.